Molecule: messenger RNA, 1329 nt
Organism: Brassica napus (rape)
Lineage: Eukaryota; Viridiplantae; Streptophyta; Magnoliopsida; Brassicales; Brassicaceae
Exons: 3
Coding region: 34-1185 (383 amino acids)
Source: RefSeq, a predicted model, not a curated record
UUUGAUUUGUUGUUUCCUUCUUUCGUAGCCGUGAUGACGGGGGAAGACGACGAGGCGUGUAGGGCUUCUCCGAUCGAAUCAGCUAUAACGAACGAUGAUGCUUCUCGGCCAAUUCAAAGUAGAAAGAGAAAUUGGGAUCAGCUUGUUGCCGUUGAUCGUGCAGCGGCUAUAAUUGAGGAGACGAUGAGACAGAAACCAAGUUCACAGCUCGGGGUUGUUGGUUUUCACACGGUCAAGGAUUUAAUGAGCAAAAAUGUGAACAUACAUUUUAAAUGCCAAGGUCGCAUGUAUAGUUUAAUGAUGAAGGCAUCAGUGGAAGAGAUAACUCUGCCAGUGCUAGAAGCAAGGAUAUGCAGAAAGGUUGCGUUGGAUGAAAGUAGGGUGAAAUUGAGAUUGAGUUACAUUCCACUGCUGGUGGGUUUUGAGGAGCAGUUUACUAUUUCCGAUGACGAGGAUCUUUGCGUUUAUCUAACAUCUGCUGAUAGAGAGAAUCGUAGAUGUGUUUUGUAUGUGGAGGUCAUCACUAUCACAGAACACCCCGAGCAGCUUUCGAGAGCGGGCGAAGGAAGUUCUUUAGGUAUAAACUAUGAAGAGUUGAAUUCAAAGGACGAUGAGAUGGGAGCUCUGUACGUAAAACAAAUUGAGAUGAUGGAGGAAGAUGAGGAUGAAUAUGUGGCAGUUCGACCUGUUUCAGAAGCGAGUCAGUGUGUAGAGGCGUGGGAAGACGGUUUGAAUAUCACAAUACAACAAGAGUUUGCUGAUAAAAAGGCAGUGCAAGAAGUGGUGUAUAUGGCCGCAUGCUCAAAUGGUUUUGUGUUUGAUGUGAAAAAGUCUGAUAAACAGCGAUUAGUGCUAAAAUGUCCUAAAGAAGGAUGUAAAUGGGGUUUGCGAGCUUCAAAGAUUGAAAAGACUGAAAUGUUCUCGAUUAGAAGUUACACCAAGAUGCAUACAUGCUCUCGUGAUGGUCAGAGUAAAAGCAAGAGGGGGAAAGUCACGCCACAGUUAGUUGCAUCUCUAUUGCAUGAGGCUUAUCCAGGAGAGAUGCAAACUCUAACUCCUAAAAGUAUCAUUGAUUUUGUUUGGACAAAAUUAAGCGUGAAAAUAUCAUACGCCACUGCAUGGAGAGGUAAAAGUUUGUAUUCAGGCUCUCUUGAAGAUGAGGUGACUAUGUUAAAGAACGAGUAGAGAGCUGCAGUAUUUUCUCUUGUUGUUCGUUUGAAAAUCUUCUCUUCUCUUGUAGGUGUUUAACUGUGUUAAACUUAUCUAUGUUAUGUUUGUUAUCUUUGUUAAACUCUUAUGAUAAUAUAUAUCUAUGUUAAGGUUUACCGA